Messenger RNA from Drosophila montana, 3431 nucleotides. RefSeq names its product kin of irre (gene kirre). The coding region runs from base 196 to 3153 and encodes 985 amino acids. Gene Ontology annotation, biological process: cell-cell adhesion. Gene Ontology annotation, molecular function: cell adhesion molecule binding. The record is from RefSeq and is a predicted model, not a curated record. The transcript has 6 exons. Lineage: Eukaryota; Metazoa; Arthropoda; Insecta; Diptera; Drosophilidae. Gene Ontology annotation, cellular component: plasma membrane; cell-cell junction.
CAACACCAACAACAACAACACUAACAGCAAAGACGACAACGAAGACACACAACAAAAGCCACAACAACAACAAGAAAAUUGUGUCUUGUGCGCGCAUUUUUCCUGCUGCAACUUUGCUGGCGCUUUUCACGCUGCUGCUGCCCAAAUUGUGGACAUUUUCUUUAUGCACGUCUGAAAUCAGUUGCAACGUGUAGAAUGAAGAUGAUGCGUGGCAGUCGUGUCAGUCGUGUCAGUCGCCGGUUGCUGUUGCCGCCACUGGCGACCGUGCUGCUGCUGCUGCUGCUGGUCGUGCUGCCCGGCGGCAUUAUGGCCAAGUCGAAGAACAAGAACAAAUCCAAUCAGAAUACACACUACGGCGACUCCGGCGGCGGCGGCGGCAGCAGCAGCAGCAGCAGCGAUGACAACGGCAACGGCAAUGGCAACGGCAACAAGCUGAAGGGGCACGGCGAUGGCGGCCAGCAUUUUGCGAUGGAGCCGCAGGAUCAGACGGCCGUGGUUGGGUCGAGGGUGACGCUGCCAUGUCGCGUCAUGGGCAAGGUGGGCGCACUGCAAUGGACCAAGGAUGACUUCGGACUCGGCCAGCAUCGCAAUCUGAGCGGCUUCGAGCGCUACUCGAUGGUCGGCAGCGACGAGGAGGGCGACUUUUCGCUGGACAUAUACCCGCUGAUGCUGGACGACGAUGCCAAGUAUCAGUGCCAGGUGGGGCCGGGUCCCCAGGGCGAGCGCGGCAUACGUUCACGUUUUGCCAAUCUGACCGUGCUGGUGCCGCCGGAGGCGCCAAAAAUCCAACAGGGCGACUAUCUGGUCACCACAGAGGAUCGCGAAAUUGAGCUCGAAUGCAUCUCGGCUGGCGGCAAGCCGGCCGCCGAAAUCACCUGGAUCGACGGGCUGGGCAAUGUCCUUACCGCCGAGAGCUUCUUCGAGCCGAUGGCCGAUUCGCGGCGCGUCAAUACCAGAUCGGUGCUGAAGCUGGCGCCCAAAAAGAAAUAUCACAAUACGACGAUCACGUGCCAGGCGCAGAACACGGCCGAUCGCACCUAUCGCUCCGCCAAGGUGCUGCUGGAGGUCAAGUAUGCGCCCAAGGUGUCCGUUUCGGUUGUGGGCGGCGCCUUGGCCGGCGGCCGUAUACCCGAGGGCGCCGAGGUCAUACUCAGCUGCCAGGCGGACGCCAAUCCGCCGGAGGUCAGCUAUCGUUGGUUCAUCAACGAUGAGCUCAUCACCGGCGACUUUACCACCAAAAUGAUUAUUCACAAUGUGACACGCAAAUAUCACGAUGCCAUUGUCAAGUGCGAGGUGGUCAAUGCCGUGGGCAAAAGCGAGGAGAGCGAAACCCUCGACAUAAGCUUUGGACCCGUUUUCCGUCAACGUCCGGUCAGCAAGGAGGCGGAUCUGGGCGCCACAGUCACCAUGCGCUGCGAGGUGUCGGGCAAUCCCACGCCCGAGAUCGAAUGGAUCAACGAGAACUCGGAUCAGGUCGUUGGACGCGCACCGGAGCUGAAGCUGAAGGUGAGCAGCGAGACAGCCGGCCGCUACUUCUGCAAGGCGGUGGUGAACGGCUUCCCGGAGAUUGGCGCCGAGGCGACCGUCUAUGUGAAGCGUGCGCCGAUCAUCACCUCGCACAAGGUGCAGUUCGGCGCCGUUGGCAGCCGGGCCAAGAUCGAUUGUCUGGCCUUCAGCAUACCCAAGGCGGAGCAUAUACUGUGGUCCUUUGAGGGCAAGCUGAUCAACAUGAGCAGCGCCGAUCCCGACAUCUAUAUAUUCGAGGAGCAUCAUCUGCCGGAGGGCGUCCGCGCCGCGCUCAUCAUCACGGAGAGCCGCUCCACGCACUAUGGCAAAUACAAUUGCACGAUCAUCAACUCGUACGGCGGGGAUUCGUUGAUCAUCACAUUGGUGCCGGAGCCGGGCAGCAUACCCGUGCCGCUUGUCGUCAUGGGCUCCAUGUCGCUGGUGGCCAUUGUCCUGAUGGUCAUGAUGAUUGUGAUUGUCUACAGGAAGCGGCGCAGGCGCAAGAAGCCGAUGCCCGCCGACGUUAUACCGGAGGCAUCGCGCGGCGGCGACAAGCUGAACGAGCUGAAGAGCGAGCUGCGCGCCAAGGCGUACGAUGUGGAAUAUUCGGAGGCCGGCAGCGACGGCCUGGCCAUCAAUCUCACCCAGACAUGUCCGAUGCCGGAUGUCCAGAUGAAGGGCGCCACUCUCGGCGUACCGCUGGCCGGGCCCGUUAAGUUCGACGAGCGCUUCUCCGGCGACUACAGCGAGCGCUACAAUCGCCAGUGCCACAUCAAGAAUCUCAAGAACCAGCCGGAGCAGGCCUACAAGGAGACCACCAGCAACGGCUAUGCGCCCUACUUUGAGUACGCGCUCGACUACAGUCCGCCCGCUGACAGUGGCAAGGCCAAGGGCGCCGCCGGUGGCAUAAACUCGGCCACGCUGCCACACUUUGCGGCCAAUGCGACCGGCGCUGCCACCGGCGCUGCCACCGCCAAAGCCGGGGGCGUGCCCCUCAGCGGUGGGGCCAGUUUGCCGCGCAACCAGCGCCACGAGCUCCACCACAAUCACCAACAGCAUCACCAACAGCAUCACCAACAGCAUCAGCAUCAGCAUCAGCAGCAGCAGCAGCAGCUAAAACAGCCACAGACAUCGCAGGCUAACGGUUUUCUGGGCCAACCACUGCUGCAGAACGGCAUCGACAGUCGCUUUAGCGCCAUCUACGGCAAUCCCUAUUUGCGCACAAACUCAUCCAUAUUGCCACCGCUGCCACCGCCGAGCACCGCCAAUCCAGCGGCCACGCCCGCCCCACCGCCCUACCAUGCCGCCCGGCAUGCCAACAGCAAUGGCGGCCUCAAGCACUUCGGGGCCGGCGGCUACGGUGCGGCCGCCAGCAUCAGCGUUGCCGGAGCAGCGGGCAGCGCUGUCGGCGGCGGCGUCGGCGGCGGCGGCGGCGGGCCGGGCAGCGUCAGCGGCAGCAGCUCAAAUUUGACGGCCAGCAGCAAUACGCUGGCGGCCACGCCUCUCACACAGCCAUCGCUAUGCGGCCCGUUGGGCGUGGCCGGGAUGGGGGCACAGCAGAGUGCACAGAGUCCCUCCGGCCAGUUCAUAUUGCCCACAAAUGGCAAGGGCGUAACACAGAAGGGGCCGCUGGCCACGCAUGUCUAAGCAGUACGCCGGAACCAGCCGGUAGGCAAGAGGAACCCAAAACGGAACCGGAACCGGAACCGAAAUCGAAAUCGAAGCAGCAGCAGCAGAAGCCGAAAAUGGAACCGGAACCGGAACCGGAACCGGAAACGCAGCUAAUUAACGAGUAUAACGCAUAUUUAUUCAAUUUGUAUUCGUAUUCGUAUUCGUAUUCGUAUUCGUAUUCGUAUUGUCUAGACUCUAGAUACUAGGGAACUAAGCGAGAUAGAGAGUGUGAGUGUGUGUUUUUUUUUUCUCGA